Molecule: messenger RNA, 1977 nt
Organism: Oenanthe melanoleuca
Lineage: Eukaryota; Metazoa; Chordata; Aves; Passeriformes; Muscicapidae
Gene: NCF2
Product: neutrophil cytosolic factor 2
Exons: 15
Coding region: 274-1839 (521 amino acids)
Biological process (GO): superoxide anion generation; phagocytosis; respiratory burst
Cellular component (GO): NADPH oxidase complex
Molecular function (GO): superoxide-generating NADPH oxidase activator activity; protein binding
Source: RefSeq, a predicted model, not a curated record
CCGAAAGAUCACCUCCCGAGUAGGCGAGGAGCGGCUGCCCCAGCGGAGCAGGGAUGCGCCCACGGCCACCGCAGUGUCGGAGCAGCCUGAGCCCCACUUCCCCCUGCCGGGGCUGGUGAUGCGGGCGAGGCACUUCCUGCCGGUCCGUGACAGCGGGGACAGGCAGAAGGGCCGGCAGAAGGGAGCCGGAGAGGCCGCGCUGCGCUGCGAGGAAGGACAGGGAGAGAGAGCGGCGAGACCCCGGCAGCGGGAUCCAUCCCACCGCAGCACGCCAUGUCCCUGGUGGAGACGAUCCGCCUGUGGCAGGAGGGAGUGUGUGCAGCCGACAGGAAGGACUGGGGCGCUGCCCUGGCUGCCUUCACGGCCGUGCAGAACCCCCCUGCCAAAAUCUGCUUUAACAUUGGCUGCGUCCAGCUGGUGCUGGGGAAGCUGGAGGAGGCGGAGGAGGCAUUCACCCGGAGCAUCGGCUGUGACAAGCACCUGGCAGUGGCUUAUUUCCAGCGGGGGACUGUGUUUUACCGGAGGCAGAACCACGGGAAGGCCAUUGAGGAUUUCAAAGAGGCGCUGGCCCAGCUGAGAGGCAACCAGCUCAUCGACUACAAGAUCCUGGGGCUGCACUACCGGCUCUUCGCCUGCGAGAUUCUCUACAACAUUGCACUGGUGUAUGCCACAACAGAGAACUGGGAGAAGGCUGAGGAGCACCUGACCCUGGCCAUAAGCAUGAAGAGUGAGCCACAGCACAACAAGAUAGACAGGGCAAUGGAAGCCAUCCUGAAGCAGAAGCUCUGUGAGCUGGUGGCCAUUCCUGCAGGGAAGCUGUUCAGGCCAAAUGAGAAGCAAGUAGCUCAGCUGGAGAAGAAGGACUACCUGGGAAAGGCAAUGGUGGUGGCAUCUGUGGUGGACAAGGACGAUUUUUCGGGAUUCGCUCCCCUGCAGCCACAAGCCUCUGGUCCUCCCCCCAGGCCCAAGACUCCCGAAAUCCUCAGGGCCCUCAGAGGGCAGCCACACCGUGUCAUGUUCGAGUUCAUUCCUGAGACUGCUGAGGAGCUGCAGGUCCUGCCAGGAAACAUUGUCUUUGUCCUGAAGAAAGAGAAGGACAACUGGGCUACAGUGAUGUUCAAUGGAAAGAAAGGGAUUGUGCCCUGCAACUUCCUCGAGCCUGUGGAGCUCCAGAAUAAGCUGCCUAUCCAGGAAGAAAGCCCUGUGGAAGCUGAGAUCCCUGAGUCCCCCACCUCCACCGUGCCGGAGAAGCCGCGGCGGCUGGCACCAGACUAUGUUCCUGCUACGGUGGCACAGCCAAGAGACACAGCAAAGGAGGCUGAACCAGCUGUUUCCAGCCCCCAUAUCCUCAAGGUGCAUUACAAGUUCACAGUUGCCCUGAGAGUCGAUCAAGGCCUCUCCUACAGGGAGCUCCUGGAGCUGGUUUGCAAGAAGCUGGAGCUGCAGCCUGAGCACACAGAGCUGAGGUACAAGCCUGUGGAGGGCCAGGAGCUGGUGACUCUGAGUGCAGAGAACGUGGAGGCAGCCUGGACCCAGAGCAAGGACAACUGCCUGACAGUCUGGUGCAAUGGCACAGAGGGACAGGGGUUUGUACCCGACAGCAAAGCAGAGGAGUCACUGCAGGAGGCAACGCCGGGGGAGAUGGGAGCAACCCAUGUUGUAGCUCAGUACAGUUAUGAAGCCACCCAACCUGAAGACCUGGAGUUUCAGGCAGGAGACACGAUCCUCAUUUUAUCCAAAGUGAAUGAAGACUGGUUUGAAGGCAAGUGCAAGGGGAGGACUGGCAUCUUUCCAUCUGCAUUCGUUCACCAGCCCAACACUGAACACCCAGAGAAAUGAUUUCAGAAGAGCUUGAAGUUGUGGAGACAAAUUAGGAUUUCAGCUGUUGCCAAUAUCUAAUCUGCAUAUUAAUCCCUGCAUCUGAAAAUGAACUUUAAGUAUUAUUACUACUUGCAUUAAAAGCUUUAUAUUUUCUUA